GCCAGGCACUUAUUCAGCCAGGCACUCAGGCGAGUAAGUCGCUGCUCAGCGCUCCGUAUGGUUACGCACUAAAAGUCCCUGUGGAACAUUUUUUUACUUUCUAGUUUUUUGUUGCUGCCUCCGAAAUGAUUGUUUUGGAUUUUUUCGGAACGUACACAUUUUAGGCUAUUGCAUUAUCUCAACGUAGGUGGACUAACUGUAGCGGUAUUUAUGUUCAACCACUUAUUGUUUUUUUUCUAUACGUAUAGCUUUACUUCCAAGAAUCCGUGCGCUUGUCGGAUGUGUUUGCGGAGGAGCUUGACUAAAAUACUCGCGGAGCGAGGGGGACAAUAGUCUAGGAACAUAUUGCGACUUCGCACGGACCAGAGAGUGAGAGUGCAGGAUUCGUAUAACUGUGACGCAUGAAUAGUAGCCUAGACUAUGAAAAGGCUUGCAAUGAUGAAAGUGUGUUUGAAAACUAACAUCACCGGAAGCAGAGCCAUGCUCUCCCUCUCACCUACUUUGUAAUAAGGAAGAUCUGUGUCCAUUGUAAGUGCAGGCUUGAGGAGCAUGUGAUGACAGCCGUGCCUCUGGAGAUGGAGAAGACCGUCACUAAGCUGAUGUACGACUUCCAGAGGAACUCCACCUCAGACGACGACUCAGGCUGCGCGCUGGAGGAGUAUGCCUGGGUGCCCCCGGGGCUCAAACCUGAACAGGUUCAUCACUACUACAGCUCCCUGCCCGAGGGCAAGGUUCCCUAUGUGAACAGCCCAGGAGAGAAGCACCGCAUCAAACAGCUCCUCCAUCAGCUGCCCCCCCACGACAAUGAGGUGCGUUACUGUAACACUUUGGAUGAUGAAGAGAAGAGGGAGCUCAAACUCUUCAGUAACCAACGGAAACGGGAGAAUCUGGGCCGCGGCAAUGUGAGACCAUUUCCCGUGACGAUGACUGGAGCGAUCUGUGAGCAGUGUGGAGGGCAGAUAAACGGAGGUGACAUUGCAGUGUUUGCGUCGCGUGCAGGCCACGGCGUGUGUUGGCACCCUGGCUGCUUCGUGUGCAGCAUGUGUGAUGAGCUGCUGGUGGACCUCAUCUACUUCUACCAGGAAGGGAAGAUCUACUGUGGUCGGCACCACGCAGAGAGACUCAAACCACGCUGCUCCGCCUGCGACGAGAUCAUCUUUGCAGACGAGUGCACGGAGGCGGAGGGCAGGCACUGGCACAUGAAGCACUUCUGCUGUUUCGAGUGUGAGACGGUGCUGGGCGGCCAGCGGUACAUCAUGAAGGAGGGCCGGCCCUAUUGCUGCAGCUGUUUCGAGUCCCUCUACGCCGAGUACUGUGACUCCUGUGGGGAACACAUCGGCAUUGACCAGGGCCAGAUGACAUAUGACGGUCAGCACUGGCACGCCACAGAGGGCUGUUUCUGCUGUGCCCGCUGUAAGAGCUCCCUCUUAGGUCGCCCCUUCCUGCCCAAACAUGGACAGAUCUUCUGCUCGCGCUCCUGCAGUCUGGGGGAGGAGCCUAACGGGUCAGACUCCUCAGACUCCGCCUUCCAGAGCGCACGCUCCACUCGAGAGUCCCGCCGCAGCUCCAAGGCUGGGAAGAACGGGGGCCAGGCGGGGAGGUGUUCGGGUGACGUGGACCCUCUCUCCUUACAGAUGGACCUGCUGAGUCUGUCCAGCCAGACGCCCAGUUUGACCCGCGAGCCGCCCGCAUGGAAGAGCCAGGGACAGGGGGGUGACACGUACCCCUACGAGGGCCGAUCAGACCCCACAGCAACACCCACCCCACUCCAUCUGCUCAGCCAAUGCAACGUCAGAACUGCAUAUAACUCCACCUCCCCCGGGCAGGGCAACCAACCAAACCACAGGUCCAAGGAGACGGGUGUCAACAAGAGGCCGCCCAUCUCAGCCCUGAAAGGCCGCUCUAUGAAUGAGAACUGGUUCCAUCAGGAUUCAGAGGACUACUACCCCCCCAAACUGAAACCCCAGCAAAGCUUUGACGUACCCCAUGGCUUGUCCUACCACAACGGCUUCUCUGACAAGCGUUCGGUCAGUCUGCAUGUGUUCCAGAGGGACGGGGAGGUGGGGCUUCCCCAGCGGGGGCGCAGCAGGAACCCCAUCAGCGCACUUAGCUUCACGGAGCAGCUCACUCCCCUAGAGCAGACACCCAGGGGUUCCAUGGAGUCACUGGCCCUGUCCAACGCUACUGGAACGUCAGCAGAUGGAGGAGGGAAGCGCCAGGAGCACCUGUCUCGUUUCUCCAUGCCCGACCUGAGCAAAGACUCUGGCAUGAACGUGUCAGAGAAGAGCAACAUGGGCACCCUCAACUCCUCUGUCCAGUUCCACAGCUCUGACUCCAUGCACAGCCUGACCCCAGGCCAGCCCUACAUGGAGCUGGAGCCCCCGGUGCAGGUGCAGUACCCUCUGCAGUACUGUGAGCCCCCAAGCCUGGGGAUGGGCAUGAGCCACCUGCCAGCCGGCUUCACCUACCAGGAGGAGGACAGGGUCAGCCUGGUGAGCAGCGCCAACGCUGCCCGCCUCCCGCCCAUCAGUGAGCGCACGCGGAGACGAGGAGAGGGCCCGGGCAUGGCUGCCCCUGAAGACACCCCUCAGCGCCGGAGACACAAUCACCACCGCUCCCGUCGCUCCAGACGCUCCCGCUCGGAGAACGCCCUGCACCUAGCCGCUGAGCGCAGGGAGAGGCCCCAGCUGAGAGUCAGAGAGGACUAUGACCAGUUUCCCCCUCCGCGGGGCGCUAGGGACUCAUUUGGGAGUGCAGGGGGGAGGUGCAGGGGGCCGGAGCCAUUCAGGCAGUGCCCUCGUACCACCUCUGACCUCACCCUGCAGAAGCCCAGUGCCCAUCGCCGUCUCGCCGGGCCCUACUCCUGGGACGACUACGAGGAUGAGGACGAGUGGUGCUCCACCUGCUCUUCAUCGUCUGAGUCGGAGGACGAGGGUUACUUCCUGGGAGAGCCCAUUCCUAGGCCCGUGCAGCUGAGGUACCUGAGCAGCCAGGAGCUCCUCCACAAGUACAGCUCCACAGGGGUGGGCGGACCGCACCAAAUGAGUGGCAGAGGGGGACAGCUGCACACCCGCAAACGCCGGAAAAGCAAGAACUGCAUAAUCUCUUAAAAUUCGCACCAUGGAAAGAGUGAAGAGAAAGUGCCCUCCCUCUCCCAGUAUACACUAACAUAGUUCAUCUGUUCAGAAAAGACAAGCAGACACUCUUCUGAAGUUGUUGAGUAUUGUGAGGUUGACAGUGUUUUGAUAUGCAGUUGGGUAAACCAUUGACAGCACAAAUGUUUUGCAUGUUUAUCCAUUUCAGAACAACAUUUCAGAACAAGUUAUCCUGAUUAUUGAUUAUAUUUCUCUGACUCACACUGCACUCUGCUUGUCUGUCACCAUGUUUAUCAAAGCCAACGUGCAAUCGUAAUAAUAAUGUAAUUUCCAUGCAGCAACAGUAAGGUACAGACAAUUCAGUAAGGUCCAGCUUUUUCAUGCAAUGUGAUUUAGGUAUAUACUAUUGUACUCAAGUUUAUUGGCUGUACUGUAUAUAAGUAAAUGAAUGAAUAAAUUCACUAAAUUAAGGAAGCAAUGUAAAUACUAUGUAAAUGAGGUCCCACAUAUUUUUAUAUUUUGUAUGGAUAGAAUCAUUUAUGUAUUGAAUAUCUAUAAUGUAGGAAUAGAAAAUGCAUGCCUGUAAUUUGUUGAUGUGGUCCUGCAUUGGAAUAAAAUAGUAUUUCAGACAGAGAA
Molecule: messenger RNA, 3731 nt
Organism: Salvelinus namaycush (lake trout)
Lineage: Eukaryota; Metazoa; Chordata; Actinopteri; Salmoniformes; Salmonidae
Product: prickle-like protein 2
Exons: 8
Coding region: 555-3110 (851 amino acids)
Molecular function (GO): zinc ion binding
Source: RefSeq, a predicted model, not a curated record